Messenger RNA from Diprion similis, 456 nucleotides. Its product is annotated as nucleoredoxin-like protein 2. The transcript is spliced from 2 exons. NCBI's taxonomy places the organism in Eukaryota, Metazoa, Arthropoda, Insecta, Hymenoptera, Diprionidae. Gene Ontology annotation, biological process: sensory perception; photoreceptor cell maintenance. The record is from RefSeq and is a predicted model, not a curated record. Bases 1 to 456 code for a protein of 151 amino acids.
AUGGAUAUGCUGAGGGGGCAGGUCGUCGUCAAUCACAAGUGCGAAGCUUUCCUAGCGAACGACAUUAUAAACGACGUCCAGUUCGUUCUCUACUAUUUCUCUGCCUCUUGGUGUCCUCCGUGCGAAACAUUUUUACCCCUGAUGAAGCAGCUCGCCGAUGAAAUCGAGCGUCGAGAAUUGCUAAUGCAAAUAUUGUACGUGCCAUCGGAUCACGAUCAGGACGAGAUGUUCGAAUUCUUUUCAAAGAAUCACGGUCACUGGUUCGCAGUUCCGGUUGGACCCGUUACGGCGAAAAUAAGGAGCAAGUAUCACGUUUAUUCCAUCCCGGCUCUGGUCGUUGUGGCCAAAGAUGGUCACUUGGUCACGAGAAACGGACGACGCGAACUCGAGGAACGUGGCGUCGACGUUUUGUUGCUGUGGUUCCCAGAUCUCGACACAGAAUCUCCGGGACCAUAA